Trichomonas vaginalis G3 is the source of this 978-nucleotide messenger RNA. RefSeq names its product organellar and viral DNA polymerase type B. NCBI's taxonomy places the organism in Eukaryota, Parabasalia, Trichomonadida, Trichomonadidae. The record is from RefSeq and is a predicted model, not a curated record. Bases 1 to 978 code for a protein of 325 amino acids. The transcript has a single exon.
AUGUCAACAAUCAGCACAACAACAAUCGGCACAACAACAAUUCAAGCCGCGAACGGCGGGACUCUGUCCACAACAACAGCACCAAACUCGUUAGUCAUGAAUCCUACGUCAAUGUUAGUAGAGAUGAAAAACUUCAUUCCUUCUUCAUAUACUUUCGAAACAAAAAUCCAGAAGAUAAAGCAAGAACUGUUAACAAGUAAUUUAGACUGUAGUGCGAAAGAUGAAACAAAUGAAGAAUAUCUUUAUGAAAUGCAGGACAUUAUUGACCAUUUGCCUAAACUACCUGAAAUCCAACAACAAAAACUAACUAUUCCUGAAUUCGACGAAAUUGAAGUGAAACCAACUGACUCGGUAGAAAUAAAGAAGUUCAUACGAAAGGUAAAUUAUGAAUUCCUUGGUUUUCAUUGCAACCAUAAGGUUAUGGACAAAGAUUGUGAUAUGGUAUAUAAAAACAUCUCUGACAUAUAUAAAUCGGAGGAGUUUAAGACAUACAACAACUUUGUUUCAUUAGUUGCAAAAUGUGUAUGGCAGAUAAGAGAUAAAGAUAGAAGGGGUAAAAUAUGGAACGAACAAAUAAAACCAACAGCUUUUGAGUUAAAGAAAACCAUUGACGCCUUGGUUGUUCUAGCAGGUAAGGUUUCAGAAUAUAACGCAAAAAUGAACCCACAAUGUUCUAAAUGUAAAGCAGCAAUUAGGAAAUAUAACUACUCCGUCAAAGAGAUAGAACGUAUGCGAAACGACUAUGCUGACUUAAAGAAAGAAGUAGAGAAACCAGCAGAAAAUAAAAUGAACAUGUUAGAAUUUCUGAACAAAAACUAUCCAACAGUUGACGAUUUCCUUCUAUCUGAUGUCAAGAAGAAGUAUAAAGAAACUUUCGGUAUCGUUAAAACAUUUGAUAUCCUCAGCGAAGAAAUAGAAGCUACGAAACUGUUUAAAGUCUCACGAAUUCAUAACGUUUACCAUGUAAAACGCUUAUAA